Messenger RNA from Capsicum annuum, 894 nucleotides. RefSeq lists its product as uncharacterized. NCBI's taxonomy places the organism in Eukaryota, Viridiplantae, Streptophyta, Magnoliopsida, Solanales, Solanaceae. The transcript is spliced from 2 exons. Bases 1 to 894 code for a protein of 297 amino acids. The record is from RefSeq and is a predicted model, not a curated record.
AUGGAAGACCAGAAGGAGGCUGACAGAAGUGGUAAGAUAUUACUUGUCCCUUCUGUGGGCAACAAUGGAGUUGAAGAUGUGAUUGAAGUAGAUGAUGAACCCGAAGAAGAAUGUCCAGUUAAGUCUGGGAAGCUGGAUGGUUCUGAUGAUACUUCGAAACAAGGAAAAGAGAAGGAGAAGGAGGUAGUGGUUAGCACUAUUCUGAAACCACCACCUCCAUUUCCUCAAUGGUUGAAGAAUAAAAUGAAUGAUGAAAAUUUUAGAAAGUUCAUGGCAAUAUUAAAGCAACUAACAGUGAACGUGCCUUUGGUAGAGGCACUUGAACAAAUCCCAGGAUAUGCUAAAUUUAUGAAGGAUCUGGUGAUGAAGAAGAGGGUAGUAAGAUACGAGCCGAUGGAUAAUCUCCACCAUUGUAGUGCCAUUUCUACACGAUCCUUACUACAGAAGAAGGCCGACCCUAGAGCAUUCACUAUUCUAUGUACAGUCAGGUCUCUCAAUUUUGUUAAGGCCCUAUGUGAUCUUGGGGCGAGCAUAAAUUUGAUGUCGCUAUCCAUGUAUAAAAAUCUGGGUUCGGGAGAUCCUACCCCGAUAAACAUACGGUUGGUGAUGGCGGAUAGGUCUAUAAAGUGGCCAGUAGUAAUAUUAGAUGAUGUAUUGGUAAAGGUGGCCGACGUUAUACUUCUCACUAAUUUUGUAGUCCUAGACUCUGAGGUAGACUUUGAAGUACCCAUCAUUUUAGGUAGAUCAUUCCUUGCGACUGGGAGAGUGGUAGUGGACAUGGAGCUGCAUGAGCUAAAGUUCAGGUUCAAUGACAAAAAAGCAAAAUUCAAAAUGCACUCAUACAUGACACAGCAAAAGGACAUGAGUGUCUUCUCAAUCGUGGAUGUGUCUUAA